UCAUAAGAUUGUUAUAUAUACUUGGGAUACUUUUGAUGUUCUGUAUUACAAUUCUUAACCUUGAAAUUAUAAGGAGAUAUCAGAAGGAACGAGAAAGUAAUUAGUCACCUGCAUUAAAUCAACAAAAUGUGACUGACUUUUUCAUUCACCUGUUUAUAUGUAAGUCUUGCUCAUUCUUGUCAAAGUUAUGUUUGAUUUUGUCCAAAUGUGUAUAUUUGGCAGGGCUGGUUCUUGUUUUCCAGAGGUUUUCAGUGUUGCAUGCCGUGAUAGAUUCUGCAAUCGUAUACCAUUUAAGCCGCAGACAAAGAUAGAGAUGAAGUUAAAUUCAGGCGGCAGAGCUAUUUCAUCCGAAUGCAAUUAUGACCAAUAUAUUACAGAAUGCAGUUAUGACCGAUAUAUUACACAUGACAAAUAUACCAUGAAAUUUAAGAAACUUGGAGAUGAUAUUUGCAGAUAUGGCCUAUGCAUCAAACAAUGUGAUGCAAACGUGGUAUCACUCAAAAUUAAGCAAUCAAAUAUUGAACUUGAGAUGUCCAACUUGGGAGGUAUUAAUUCAGCUGAUUCUGUCAUGCUACUGUGUUGCUGCAAUGGUUUGGCUUUAUGGACGCAUGCAAAAGGCAGUGUUUCUCUACAAAUUAAUAUGGUGCAACCCUUGCAAGUUUCUGUUACUUCAGUCUGGAUGAUUUAA
Molecule: messenger RNA, 688 nt
Organism: Solanum pennellii
Lineage: Eukaryota; Viridiplantae; Streptophyta; Magnoliopsida; Solanales; Solanaceae
Exons: 4
Coding region: 188-688 (166 amino acids)
Source: RefSeq, a predicted model, not a curated record